Molecule: messenger RNA, 736 nt
Organism: Cryptococcus amylolentus CBS 6039
Lineage: Eukaryota; Fungi; Basidiomycota; Tremellomycetes; Tremellales; Cryptococcaceae
Exons: 3
Coding region: 60-383 (107 amino acids)
Source: RefSeq, a predicted model, not a curated record
AUACGAGUGGUAUCACGUUGUUGAAGACUCUCCUUCGCGAUUUGCGCUGAACUGGUGAUAUGGCUAGAUCGCGAGUGAACAUAUCUGAUACAGAUGCUUUGAAAACUUGUUUUGGGGGGCACAUCAAUGGAAGGGUGCAGCUCUAUCAGCAGAAUGGUCAUUCAACAUACCUUCCCGCCCUAUCGCGUACAAUGAUUGUAUCACUUGUCGAGCUGGUGUACAUAGUGAGAGCAGGCGGGGGGUAUGACAGUACUCAAACUCGGUCUCCAUUCUCCAUCCCCCCUGGCACCCUGCCCUUGAAGGCCUUGAUGGAUCAUGGACCUAGGUCUACACACUCGAGGGCUCGAGGGACGGUUAUGGACGUGAUGUUGAAGGAUGUAUGAACUGCGGCCCAGGCCAUUUGCUCUACCUGGGGUCAAACAUCUACUUUGCACCCAUGUAUACUGUCGUCCGUCGCGCCUGUCUCAGACGCAUCUGUGCCCUGCUCUUUCUAGAAAAUACGUGCUGUUUCUAAAAGGGGAAAUAUAGAAGACAAACAAAAUAUGGCCGGUCGCAGAGGAAAAAAACAGAAACAACCGUGCCUCUUUUGCUCUCGGAGAGAGUGUCUCCGGUACUGCGUCCUACGCUACCAUACGCUACGGCGGCGAAAACGCACCCGAGCAGCGCAAUAGCCCCAUUAGCCAGAAAAAAUCUUCCUCACGACUCCCAGGCGGUAUGGCUCGGAUGCAUGGGGGGA